UUGGUCGGACCCCGAAACUAGCAAUUAUGGCUCUCAACAUGCGUACCGUUUCUAGCAAUGUUGUUGCCCAGCAACAACACGGCGCCCGCACGCCGGUGCGGGUCCCGGUGAAUGCCAAGUCGGUGGUCACGCUCCGUGUUGCCCCCUUUCAGGGCGCUGCUGUUGUUCCUCAGCGCGCUGCCCUUCAGGUCCGGGCUGCGGCUGCGACCGAGGUUAAGCCGGAGAAGGAGUUGGGCCAGGCGCGCCCCAUUUUCCCGUUCACGGCCAUCGUCGGCCAGGAUGAGAUGAAGCUGGCACUGAUCCUAAACGUGAUUGACCCUAAGAUUGGUGGUGUUAUGAUUAUGGGGGACCGUGGUACCGGCAAGUCCACCACCAUCCGUGCGCUGGCUGACCUGUUGCCCGAGAUGAAGGUCGUUGCCAGCGAUCCUUUCAACUCCGAUCCCUCGGACCCGGAGCUCAUGUCGGAGGAGGUUCGCAACCGUGUGAAGGCCGGCGAGCAGAUGUCUGUUGCCUCAAAGAAGAUUCCCAUGGUUGACCUGCCGCUGGGUGCCACUGAGGAUCGUGUGUGUGGUACCAUCGACAUCGAGAAGGCCCUGACGGAGGGUGUCAAGGCGUUCGAGCCGGGUCUGCUGGCCAAGGCCAACCGCGGUAUCCUGUAUGUGGAUGAGGUCAAUUUGCUGGAUGACCACCUGGUGGACGUCCUGCUGGACUCGGCGGCCAGCGGCUGGAACACCGUGGAGCGUGAGGGCAUCUCAAUCAGCCAUCCAGCACGUUUCAUCUUGGUUGGCUCUGGCAACCCCGAAGAGGGUGAGCUGCGGCCGCAGUUGCUGGACCGUUUCGGCAUGCAUGCGCAGAUCGGUACUGUGAAGGACCCGCGCCUCCGUGUCCAGAUUGUGUCGCAGCGCGGCACCUUCGAUGAGAACCCGGCCUCAUUCCGCAAGGACUAUGAGGCCAGUCAGAACGCUCUGACAAACCGCAUCGUGGAGGCAAGCAAGCUUCUCAAGCAGGUCGAGGUUUCGUACGAGUACCGCGUCAAGAUUUCCCAGAUCUGCUCUGAUCUCAAUGUGGAUGGCAUCCGUGGUGACAUUGUAACCAACCGUGCAGCCAAGGCGCUUGCCGCCUUCGAGGGGCGCACCGAGGUCACGCCCGAGGACAUUUACCGUGUCAUCCCGCUCUGCUUGCGCCACCGCCUCCGAAAAGACCCCCUUGCGGAGAUUGACGAUGGCGACCGCGUCCGGGAGGUUUUCAAGAAGGUUUUCGGCAUGGAGUAAAGGAGGUGCUCUGAAAAAGGGUGUACUCGGAAAAUGGUAUGUGUAGCUGCGUAGGUUUGCUUUAUGGGUGGCGGGUAUGGUUGUGCUUGGGAGAAGAUGGACGAGAAUCCAUCGUGUUCGCAGAGGCACGACUUCACACGGUGAGUGGCAGCAGAGGUAUCCGACCUAGUGCGUCUUGAGGGGUGCGUGGCUUGACUACUCUCCAAAUUGAUGGUAGAGUUAUGUCCUAAGGACUGAGUCCGUUGCAGACAAGUCAACAAUUCUGGGUUGCUAAGGGUAUUAGAUGGUUAGGCUGUUGGUGCAUGCCAGAUCAUUGUGGCACGCGACACGUACUCUCCUCGGUAUUGUAGACAAGACCUUCAUCGAACUGAGCGUUUAUUUCGGGACGAACCUCCUUCGUGUUAAGGUUGGCUACCACCUGGCAGCGGUCACAAGACUGAUGCAUCGUCACUGUGUGAUGAACCUGGAUCUGGCAGAAGAUAUAUGUGCGAAGUUAGAUCUGGCCGAAGCGCAAGACGUUGCACAGUAUGAUAGGGAAGGGCUUACGCGAUGUCAAGACCAGCUGAUAACUAUUGGUAACGGUUCCGCGGUUUUGGGCAUGACUGGCCGUGUUUUUACGGCAAUAUUGGUCGUGGUAUGUGGGCAUGGUUUGUAAUUAUCUACCUGUGCC
This is a messenger RNA of Volvox carteri f. nagariensis, 1941 nucleotides long. RefSeq lists its product as uncharacterized. NCBI's taxonomy places the organism in Eukaryota, Viridiplantae, Chlorophyta, Chlorophyceae, Chlamydomonadales, Volvocaceae. Gene Ontology annotation, molecular function: magnesium chelatase activity; ATP hydrolysis activity; ATP binding. The record is from RefSeq and is a predicted model, not a curated record. Gene Ontology annotation, cellular component: chloroplast stroma. The transcript has 8 exons. The coding region runs from base 27 to 1271 and encodes 414 amino acids. Gene Ontology annotation, biological process: chlorophyll biosynthetic process.